Molecule: messenger RNA, 4727 nt
Organism: Antechinus flavipes (yellow-footed antechinus)
Lineage: Eukaryota; Metazoa; Chordata; Mammalia; Dasyuromorphia; Dasyuridae
Gene: CA8
Product: carbonic anhydrase 8
Exons: 9
Coding region: 96-974 (292 amino acids)
Molecular function (GO): zinc ion binding; carbonate dehydratase activity
Source: RefSeq, a predicted model, not a curated record
AGUUAGUACUGCCUAACUGGUCGGCAGAGAACAACAGGCUUUCUGUAAAGUCAGGACAGGCAGCCUGGAGAGAGGAAGGUGCGGACGAACUGCCCAUGGCUGACUUGAGCUUCAUUGAAGAUUCUGAACCCUACACGGGAAAGGAGGAAGAUGAUGAAGAGGAAGAGGAGGAGGAGGGUGUGGAGUGGGGUUACGAGGAAGGAGUUGAGUGGGGCUUGGUGUUUCCUGAUGCUAAUGGAGAAUAUCAGUCUCCUAUCAAUUUGAAUUCCAGAGAAGCCAGAUAUGAUCCCUCACUGCUGGAUGUUCGUCUGUCUCCAAAUUAUGUGGUGUGUCGUGAUUGUGAAGUCACUAAUGAUGGACAUACAAUUCAGAUUGUUCUUAAAUCAAAAUCAGUUCUUACAGGAGGACCAUUGCCUCAAGGACAUGAAUUUGAACUAUAUGAAGUCCGAUUUCACUGGGGGAGAGAAAACCAGCGUGGUUCUGAACAUACUGUUAACUUUAAAGCUUUCCCUAUGGAGCUUCAUCUUAUCCACUGGAAUUCCACCCUUUAUAGCAGCAUUGAUGAGGCCGUGGGGAAAACACAUGGAAUAGCAAUUAUUGCUUUGUUUGUUCAGAUAGGAAAAGAACACAUUGGCUUGAAGGCAGUGACUGAUGUUCUUCAGGAUAUUCAAUACAAGGGAAAGACUAAAAUAAUACCCUGCUUUAAUCCAAAUACUUUGUUACCAGAUCCUCUUCUGCGUGAUUAUUGGGUAUAUGAAGGCUCCCUUACUAUCCCACCUUGCAGUGAAGGUGUUACCUGGAUCUUAUUCCGAUACCCUUUAACUAUAUCCCAGAUACAGAUUGAGGAAUUUCGAAGACUGAGGACCCAUGUUAAAGGUGCAGAACUCUUAGAGGGCUGUGAUGGAAUUUUAGGAGACAACUUUAGACCCACUCAGCCACUUAGUGACAGAGUAAUCCGAGCUGCAUUCCAAUAGCCAAAGAGACCAAGAAUGAAUUAAUCUUCAUCCAGGGAGGAGGAGACAAUGGUCCCUCAGUGCACUCGGAUAAGAAAUGGAAAACGUGGAGGCGCUGCUUCAGUUUAUUAACAAAGCCUGCAUUGUCUGCCUUCAUCUAAUUCCACUUUGAUAGACAGCUGGGCCAGUUACUCUGUCCGUACAAUCCAGUGAAAUUUUAGAAAUGGCUAUAUGUUGAAAAGAACCAUUUUAUAUUCUCAAGUUACUACUGUUAAUAUUCUCUAAAUAUUCCUUUUUUCCUUCUCAGCGUUUUAUAGUUGUGUGUAAGUUGAAAAAUACUUGUUUUUCUGGUUUGUUGUAAAUGUGAACAUGUAGCAUGUAUCAGUUUUGUAGACAGUUGGAAAAAAUUGACCCCAAACAUUAAUAAUUCAUUUCCUGACUGUAACUGAAAAUUCUACUCACUCAGUAGAUGGUAUAAUUCAUGAUAAUAAAAUUAAUAUUUCAAUCAAGAAAAGCAUAUAAUUUCAAAAUGAGGUAUAAAAGCAUGGUAUUGAAAAAGAUUAUGUGUAGUUUUCUCUCACCAUUUCUAUACCUCUCUACUAAAAGUACCUGGAGAGUAUACACAUGAGAAUGUUAGCUUUGUACAUAUGGCCUAUGGAAAAUUUUUUGGCAACAAUCAAUCUGAUAGAAUAUACACGUGUAAAUAUUUCUUAUAUUUUAAGAAGAUGGAAUCUACUUGAGAUUGAGAUGCUAUAUAAUUUUUGGGAAUAAGCAGAUAAAUAGAUAAAAAAAGACCAGACAGAAUAUGAAAGAGAAUUUUAAAAAAUGUACUUAGAUUCUAGGAGUACUUUAUAGAUAAUACUGGACAUACUAUUUAUAAGUGUAUGUUCAUUUCCAUAAAUUAAAGUGGAAAAUUAAUAAGGUACUUGUUUAGUUAUUAUUGCUCUGUUUCUAGGAUUUUAUACUUCUAUCAAUUAGUUUCAGUUUUAAAAUAAGUAUACUCAUAUUUCCAGUUUGCAUGGAACAUAGGCAAGUCCCCAUAUGGCAGAACACAGCAGUUUUAAAUAGUUAACAAAUUUAACAAUUUACAAUUUUACUAAACAGCAGUUAAAAUUAGUAAAAUUAAAACAGAGUUAUAGUAGCAUUAUCCUGCUCUAGUGUGCAUUUAUGGCACAAAAUGACAUUGGAUAAUUUUUGUACCCUUAUACAUAGAAUGUUAUGGAUUAAUAAAUAGAAUAAAUUCCAAAGCAAUAUAUCUUUGUUCAAAAUAUCAAAACUAAAAAUAGAAAUUCUAAUAGAGAUGUAAGAAUGCAUUUUGAUGGGUAACAUGGUAUAGCAAAGAGAGCAUUGGCUCAACAGUUAGGAGUACUAGCUCAAUUCAUAUUUCUGACACAUAUUCAUUUUGUUAUCUUGUACAAAUCCCAAAUCCUUCACUAUCUCACCCAUUUUUAUCUUUAUAGUCUUUUUACAUAUUACUCCCCUCUAUGUAUUUUGCUAUAUUAUGACACUACCCUCUUCCUACUAGCUGAUCUGGCCUCAUUCCAGCUUUACCUUUUACAGAGAGCUUUUCUUGGUCCUCCUAAAUUUUAAUGCUUACUUUCUGUGAUUAUUUUAAUUUAUCCAACAUAAACCUUGUUUGUAUAUAGUUAUUUGUAUAUUAUUUCCAGUCUCACCCCUUAGACUGUGAGUUUCUCCAGAAUGUGAAUAGAUUUUUGAAUUUUGUUUUGUUUUAUUUUUGUCUCUCAUGAAAUCCCCAGCACUUAGCACAAAUGCCUGAUACUUAGUAUUUCAUAAAUGUCUGUUAACUGACAAGUAGGCUUAAAUUUAAGUCUUUAAGAUUUAUGUUACAGAGAAGGUAUUGAUUUGCACUGGUACAAGGAACACCUGAUCUAGAGCUCUCUAUACUAAAAAAAUUACAGAUUUAGUUUUUUAAAAAUUGAUACUUUUUAGGAUGUGAUACAAGGGUAUUAUGGUACAAACAAGAAAAUUAUUAAGAUGAUGGUAAAUAUUCCAGAAAUAAUAAAAUAUCUAUCUAUAAUUCUUAGAGCUGAGGAUUGAGUUGAGAUUAGGUGAGUGGUAUGGUGUGAGAUGUCUGUGCACACAUGCAUGUGUGUGUGUGUGUUGGAAAAUAAAGGGUCAGAGCUAUGUGCAAACAUGAAAGUGGCCAUGGGAAGAAGAUCUGAAGGGAUCUUCACCUUGUCAGUAAACCACUGUGAAGGGUAUGCAGCUUUCAUUUUCUGGAAGUGAUAAUGGCAAAGAGAAAUGGCUCUGUUCACUCACAACAGCUCCUAGUGUUGAGCUAAUUUAACAACCCAACAAACUCCUGUUAAUUAUCUGUACUGUGCAAAAUAUUGUGCUAUUCUCUGGGGAAUGUAGUAAAAUCAAAGUUGCUUACAAAAGAGCUUACAUUCAACUAAGAUGAGUUUGCUGUGCUGGGAAGAGGAGGUUAUGGAUUAUACCUUUUGGAAGCCCUUCCCAUUCAUUCCUUUUGCCUCCACUCCAAACACAAACAUAUUUGUAAAAUAAUUAACAUAAUUCACUUUCAUGCUAGCCAAAUAAAUCUAGUAUGAGUUCAGUUAUACUCUCUUCCCUCUGCCAUUUUCUCCCACUCUUCUUGACGAUGCCAGAAACUCUUAUAAAAGCAGAUGUCAUUUUCAGGUAUGUCACUUUCAAAGUAAUUUUUUUGGCAUAAAGUUUCAUUUAAGACUUGUCAGCCAAAAAAUUUAAAGAUCAAAUCCUUCCAUGUUUUAAUGUAAUGUUAGGGUAAAGUAAGCAGGAUAGCAUUAGAUGACUAAUGUAGAAGGGGCCAACUCAGUGAAAAAAAAUGUGGGGGAACUCACAUUCUAAAAGAGAAACUAACAUUGAAGAGUUUACAAUUUUACCUAAGAUGUGCCAUGUUUAUAUUCAAAUGAAAAUGACAAAUGCUUUGCAUGCGCUGAGGUAUUUUUGUUAUAUAGUUGUUAAUAUGGACAAUUUUGUUUUGCAUGAUUUAAGAUUUUUAUCUUAAAAAUGUGUUUGACAUUCAUUAUAAUGGAAUGUCCUCAAAUUUAUUUGGUAAUUGACAUAUUACUAUAUUUGCAAACAAAACACAUCAAAUCUUGGGUUUCUUCUGUAUUAGUAAGAUUAUUUUUAUUAAAAUUAAACAUCACAUAUGAUUUUUUUUCUGCUUAUUAGUCCUAGGCUUGGACUUCCAAUUAAAAAUAUUUCUCAAAAUGAAAAUCUAUAGGAGACAACUUUUAUUUUAUCAGUAUUUUUCUUAAUAAUGUCUGUACUUUUAUUUCUCUUCUAGGAAAAAGGUAGUGAUAAUUGAGUUGAUGAUUAAUAUGGUUUAUUACUACAAUGAGUAAAUGGCCUCCAAGUUAUCCCUGAGAACUUUAUCUUUUAUUUCAUGGAAUAUUCAUUUUGUUUUAGCAGUAUAAAAAUAAGUUUGAUUGUCUCUAUUGAAUAUCAUAAAAAAUUAUAUUCUUUCAACUAUAUGCUUUUCAGAUCAUGCAUGAUGAAAGAGCCUUAUACUGUAUUCUAGGAAUGAAAAAAAAAACAUUAUUGAAAUAUUAGUUAGAACUUGUUAUUCCAACUAUUAUUGUUUAAAAAUUGUUUAUUCCCACAAAUCACCAUAUGUAUCUAUAGAAGACUAGAAAAUGUGUAUUUCUCUCCCCUUUCUCCAUUUUAUACCACUUUAUGGAUAGUUGUAGUAUAUCCAAUAUUGACCUUAUGGAAUGUGAAUGCUAUUUAUUCUAUAUAAACAUAUAAAUAAAAUAUAUAUCUUGAAUUGUA